AUGGCUGGAGCUGCAAAUUCAGAGAAACCAGUGUUGAGUCUGAGACUUCUUGUCGACAAGAAGAAGAACAAGGUUGUCUUGGCUGAGGCUGGUAAGGAAUUUGUAGAUGCACUCUUCAGCUUUCUGACACUACCUAUGGGUACUGUUGUCAGAUUGAUUGAGAAAUAUCAGAAGAAUCAUAUAUUUGCUCAAGCCACUAUGAUAGGCUGUUUCAACAAUCUCUACAAAAGUGUUCUUGAUAUAGACACCGCUAAUUUCAUGACGGAAGCUUGCAAGGAUCUGCUUUUGUAUCCGAGAAGCGUGAUGGAGAAUCAACGCAAACGGCUUAACCUUAACAUUGAUGAUAUUGAGAUUCUUAAGCACUAUAUCUGCCCAAAAAGAAGGGUUUCUUGCGAUUUCUAUAGUAACUUUUCUUCCUCAAGAUGUUGUAACUGUGGAGAACUGAUGACGAAGCAUAUUCAUUCACAUAGCGGCGGUGUAUACGAGGAAAUAUUUGUCAGCCACAAGCCCUUGUUCACCAUUACUGACAAUCUGAUAGUGGGAUUUACUUCUAUAAGUCAUACCCUGAAAACACUCAAAGUGUCAGGCUAUUCUGAUGUUGAUCAGCUGCAUGAGAUGCAUGUAGAAGUUGAUCACGAAAAGGUACUAGCUCUACUGCAGAAAUUAUUCUCUUCAGAUACUCCCUUGACUGACGUGUUCUUAAAGAAACAGAGAUCAUGUGUCAUUUCAAAGGUGCUUAACAUGCAAAGUCUAGCUGUGUCAGAAAAAUCUGGAGGCGCAGUUCAGUCAAACAAAGUAAUGUCUGUCAGUGUGUUCACCAGUAAACUGGACAAGAAGGUUCUCUAUAUUGAAAGUGAAAAAGACUUUGUUGAUCUUCUUUUUACUUUCCUGGUUCUUCCUCUGAAUUCUGCAUGGAAAUUAGCUGGAAGCCAUCUCGUGCUAGGAUGCAUCAAUAACUUGUGUGAAAGCUUCAAGAGCUUGAGCUCUAUUGAAGGGAGUAAUGUAUUGAACAACAAAUGUAUGCUUCCUUGGCAUUAUAGUUGCCAGCAACCUCUGCUCGAUGUUUGUUAUGCGGAACAUCAUAAUGUGACUGGUUGUUGGCCUAGUUAUACGACUGACGUCUUUAAACCGAUUGACCCGAGAUGUGAUAUAAGUGCUGACACAUGGAGCUAUUGUCUUAGUUUGUCUUAA
Camelina sativa (false flax) is the source of this 1191-nucleotide messenger RNA. RefSeq lists its product as uncharacterized. NCBI's taxonomy places the organism in Eukaryota, Viridiplantae, Streptophyta, Magnoliopsida, Brassicales, Brassicaceae. The record is from RefSeq and is a predicted model, not a curated record.